This is a messenger RNA of Serendipita indica DSM 11827, 1041 nucleotides long. NCBI's taxonomy places the organism in Eukaryota, Fungi, Basidiomycota, Agaricomycetes, Sebacinales, Serendipitaceae. The record is from the annotation of a GenBank genome assembly.
AUGCUCUCCUUCGUCGCCACCGCUGCCGCCGCCUUGGCCCUCAGCCCCUUCCUGGGUGCGAGCGCAAUGAACGUCUCCAACGUCCUAGUCUACUCUGCUACUGCUGGUUUCCGCCACGACUCGAUUCCCACCGCUGUCGAUUCUCUCAGCAAGCUUGGCUCAAGCUACGGCAUCAAUUUUGUCAAUACCGAGGAUCCAACGAGGUUCAACGACGAGUAUCUCUCCCAAUUUGACGCUCUCUUCUUCCUCCACACCACUGAAGAAGUGCUCGAUUCUCGUGGCAAAGCUGCAUUCCAACGCUAUCUCGACAAUGGUGGCAAUUUCGUUGGCGUUCACGCUGCAGCAAAUUGUCUACUCAACUUUACGACGAUGGAACGCACACUCGACGACCACCUCUUUGCUGACAUUCGCCGCGUCUCCGUUCUUGCCGACCCCGUGGCAUCUUUAAUAACAGGCUCUCAAUUCGCUUAUCAUCCCGACUUUACGAAUGCGACCAUAGUCGUCCUGGAUGCCAAUCAUCCCAGCACGGCUCCGCUGCCUCCACAAUGGCGCGUUAGAGACGAAAUCUACAACUUUAACCAUGACCCGCGUGAUUUGGGCGCCGUCGUCGUCCUCACCGUCGACGAAAGAAGCUAUCACGAUGACGGAGACCGUUCACCCGGUCAAGGUAGUCCACAUCCGAUUGCCUGGUACAUGGAGAAACUUAGGGGUACAAACUCGACGGGUCUCGUCGGUCGUAGCUGGUACACUGCUCUCGGUCACUCGAACGCUUCCUGGGUUGACGAUAUGUUCAUGUCCCACAUCAUGGGGGGUGUCAGCUGGGUUGUGGCUUCGAAUACGACUCGCGCGCUCAACCCAUCCGCGACGGUCGGCUCACUUGGACCAGAAUACACACCUCCAGCCCAACCUCCACAGACGACGGCGACUAUCGACAGUCACGGUGGGGCCUCGUCCGUGUUCAAUCAUGGCAUAUUCGGUGGGUUGUCCGCUGUCGGUGCUGCCUCGCUCUUCUCCGCGCUAUGGGUUCUCCAUACCUUUUGA